Messenger RNA from Limulus polyphemus (Atlantic horseshoe crab), 2180 nucleotides. It is a transcript of the gene ND-42, whose product is annotated as NADH dehydrogenase [ubiquinone] 1 alpha subcomplex subunit 10, mitochondrial-like. The coding region runs from base 130 to 1383 and encodes 417 amino acids. Gene Ontology annotation, biological process: mitochondrial electron transport, NADH to ubiquinone. The transcript has 8 exons. Lineage: Eukaryota; Metazoa; Arthropoda; Merostomata; Xiphosura; Limulidae. The record is from RefSeq and is a predicted model, not a curated record. Gene Ontology annotation, cellular component: cytoplasm.
AGUAGGUAGCACUAGAGGUGGCGCUGUCGUUCAGGUGGAGUUUGGAGAGAGCAGGGUUUUAGGAGUGAAUAGUCAAGGGCGUUUUAACAUAUUUUUGUUGUCUUUUAUUUGUUAAACGAAUAUCUAAUUAUGACGUGGUCAGCAGUUCGUUUAGCUGCUGCGAAGGUUGGACCUACGGUCAUGUUUGCCACCAGAAAUCCUAUACCACUGAUAAACUAUGGAGGUCACCUGGGCCUAACAUUUCCAGCCCUCCAAUUUCAAGUUGCAUGGAUCUCUGGAAAACAGAUUCGGGGUCCGGAUUAUAAAAGACCAGCUCCUUGGCCAUACAAGGAAAAAAAAUACAGGUGGUAUCAUGAAUACUUUGAUGACACUCUUUCUCGCUUUGAUGAAAAUACCAAAGUUGUGGUUGUAGAUGGAAAUAUUGCAGCGGGAAAAACUACCUUUGCUGAAGAACUAGCUAAACAACUUGACAUGCAUUUUGUUCCAGAAGCAGAUAUGGAUAUGCGGUAUAUAAAUGAUUAUGGGUUUGAUAUGCGAACACUAGAUCCUUUGUUACCCGCUUCAUGCAAAUCAUGCGAUGUGAAGACAUUCUAUGAAAAUCCCAGUAAUGAAAAUGUUCCUGAAUUUCAGUUUCAGAUGUACAAAUUGAGAUAUGAACAGUACAUUGAUGCACUGGCGCAUCUUUUACAAACAGGUCAAGGUGUAGUGAUGGAUCGUUCAGUAUACAGUGACUUUGUGUUUUUGGAAGCAAUGGUCAAGUUUGGUUACAUUAGCAAGCCUGCACGAAAUUUAUACUAUGAAAUCAAAAACAACACCAUUGGUGAGCUUCUACGACCUCACCUAGUGAUUUAUCUAGAUGUGCCAGUUAACAUUCUAAUGGACAGAAUAAUGAAGAGAAAUUUGCCUCAUGAAAUUAACUCGAAAGUGUUAACUAAAGAAUAUCUCGAAACUUUGGAUCAUUACUACAAACAGGAGUAUUUAAAGCAGAUCAGUAAACAUGCAGAGUUACUGAUAUAUGACUGGAGUAACUAUGGAGAUGUUGAAGUGGUUGUUGAAGACAUUGAACGGAUUGACUUUGAUCGAUUUGAGAAACAUGACCCAAAACUUAAAGACUGGAGAAUUGAUGAUCGUUGGGAAUGGAAUGGUCUGAGACGCACCUUUAGCAAUAUGAAAUACAAGUUAAUGUCUCUGUUCGGUAUUCCUAACUUGAACGUGCCAGAACUUCUGAUUUCAGCCGAGGACUAUAAGAAGUAUAUUGAUGUUAUGGAAAAUGCCCCAGGAAACAAAUACGCUAAAGGAUUUAACAAAGAUAUGGGAGACAAGGGCAUCCUCUUCAAGAUGUUUCUUAACUACCGGGAUAGUCAGAAAGUUUCAAUACCUUAAAUAGCAUGUAAUCUUGAUGUUACUUCCACCUAGUGGUAAAAAAUAACAACUUGGUGUGUGUUUUCUUUUUGGUAGUUCAUAAUUGCUUUCCAGGAUGAGCAGUAUAACAAAACUACAGCCGUUAUAUAACCAGUAAGUCUAGGUCACUGGAUCAUCAGUGUAUUUAUUCGAAUUGUUCUAGAAUUUUCUGACAAUAAAUGUUAAACAAAGUGAUACGCAGUGCAUUUGUACAGUUUUUCUUCUGUCUUAAAUAAUUUUCCAAGUUACUAGCGCAGUAAACUGAGUGGUAAGAGUAGGUCAAAGUUUUAAGAACGAGGUAGUCAAAGAGUUGUCUUUGAAAGCGAUAUCAGUAGAAAGUUGAGAUUACAUUAAAUAAUAUUUUAUAGACUAAUACUCUGGAACCUGGUUGUUGUAUCAUUGAGAUAGUUGCCUAUUAAAGAGAAGUAGUCAAUACCAGGUAAUUGGAAGUUGUGUAGUCCAAGUUGUUGGAGAAUGAAGGCUGUAGAAAUCAUGCUGUCGUGCGUUAGAAUAAAAAUGAGCAUUCUAAUUACAUUUGAAAGAUGACAUCUGAGUGACAACUAGUAGCAGUAUUAAAAUUGACUAUGGGAUGUUUUAGUUAAAAUAUAUUAAAUUUAGGUUUUGGAAAAAAUCAAAACAAAAACAAGGUUUUUUAAUGUUGAACCAGUGAGAAUUUUACUUUGAUUAUUAAGAUACAGAAAUGUUUUUUUGAAUUAUUUGUCUGAGGAACAACUGGUGUGUUUGUAGAUACAAUCUGGUGGAUAAUAAUAAAAAAAAAA